Penaeus monodon (black tiger shrimp) is the source of this 915-nucleotide messenger RNA. RefSeq lists its product as uncharacterized. The record is from RefSeq and is a predicted model, not a curated record. The transcript is spliced from 2 exons. Lineage: Eukaryota; Metazoa; Arthropoda; Malacostraca; Decapoda; Penaeidae. The coding region runs from base 518 to 754 and encodes 78 amino acids.
AUAUCUCAUAAGCCUUAUAUGAAUCAUCUAUUACAUCAACAGAUUCAUCAUAUAUAGUCUACAAUGCCAAGAGUGAUAGUCACUUGGAUCCACUUAUGAUGAAGCAAAUUUUGGAUUCUAACUUCAACAACUACAAACUUCUCACGUUGCAAUAAUCAAUGGCAUUGAGUCAAUUCCAGGCAAUGCUUCAUUGAUUCUUCAUGGUUACUGUGAUAAUGACAAUGCACCUUAUAAGCAGGUAUAUGGAGUAACAGGAAAAAGAGUGAGGGAGGACAAGAAAAGAUGAUGAUAAUAAGAAUAAGUAGGGAAUAUUGCAAAAUAAGAAGUUCAGGAGAGAUCAUGGAACAAAAGAUGGUCAUUGAGAAUAAGAUAAGAAAGGAUAAGAAUUAUGGAAUAAGAAAAGAUGAGGGUGAUGAGAACAAAACCAGGAAAGAUAUGUAUUUAAGAAUAAGAAAACAUGAGGAUAAUGAGACUAGUAUCAAGAUAGAUAAGAAGUGGGGAAUAAAAGUUGGGGAUAAUGAGGAUAAAGAAGACCAAAUGGAGUCUCAUCUUUCUAAUACUCAAUCUCCCAAUGCAAUAUGCAGCUCUACAAGAGGAAAAACUGGACAAAGUCGUCGAUGAGUACCUGCAUGAACUUUGGGGGACACAGCUCCAAGUCAAAGAUGUUUCUGCAUUAGUGGCCCGAGUUGCCAGCAUGCCUAUGCUUGUGCAGCCUGAGAGAGAGGAAAUACUGGAUUGUUUGUGUCCUUUUUGAUUUGUGACAGUGCAAUUGUUAGGCAAAAAUUGAUUGGUGAAUAGAUAAAGAGAUAGAUAGAUAGUUAGAUAGAUAGACAGAUAGAUAGAUUGAUAAUAUGAUGUAAUAAUAGAUAAGUAGACAGACAGAUGUUACCUAUUUAGCAGAAAAAUAUAAAUACA